UCCUUUUAUUAUUACACAAAUUCCUUUUUGUGCGACAAUUUCGUAAAUGCAACCAACAUUGUUGCAAGUUCAACAUAAAAGAAAUACAAGUAGACGAAGAUACACAUACGAACAGGAGGAGGCGAAAGGAAAAAACAACAUACAACAAAAUCAAAUAUUUAAGAGAACUAAAAAAAGAAAUCAAGUGCAUUGUUAAGAUUGUAAUUAAAGCUGAGAUUGUUUCUGGCAUUUGGAACGAAUCAUUUUGUAAUAGAAAUAACAAAAAUGUGGAAAAAAUUAAUGAUAACAUUAUUAAUAGUUACCUUGAGCAUAAGUUUUUGUCAGGCGGGCAGUGUACGAGGCCGUUCAAGUGGUUACAGCUCAAAGCGUAAUUACUAUGGCUCACAACAGCAACCACAACAACCCACACAGGCACCCGCCAUUACCCCCAAAGAAUAUUUAGACAAAAAGUCGGGCUUCUCAACCUUUGGCAUUAUAGCCAUCAUAUUUGUGGUGAUUGUUAGUUGUUUGGCCUUCUACUAUGGCAUUAUGUGCUAUCCAUUCCUAUGUCGAGAUGAAAAGAAAUAUCGCUUUAUGGAUGUUUCAUCCACCAUCACAGCGGCCACCUCACGUUCCAUACAAUCAAUAGAAAACUAUCCGGAUGAUCAAAAACAUGGACAAAUUAAUGAUGUACAUAGUUUUAAAUAAGUUGCUUGAGCCAGAAGCCAGGGAAACGAGGGGGCAAGUUAAGCAGUAUAAGUAAGCGUAAAAUAAAAAUGCUCAGAAUAAGAAAUUUAUUUUAAAAGUAAGUUUAAUCAGCAAUUUCAUCUAUCUUUUUUUUAUAAAUAAGUAGUUUUAAGCUGAUAUUCCUUAUAUGCCUAGAAAACACUUUCCAUAAACGAGAAGAAACAUAAACCAAAUUCUCAAACUGAAGAAAAUACAACACAGUUUUAACUCAAGCACAUUCUUCAAUAAAUGUGGCCAUAAUUGUUUGUAAAACUUAUCAAUGAUUUCCCAAUGUUAAAAGACUUAAAGCAAAAAACAUGACAGAAACAUAGAUUUCCUUUCUAGUUUAGAAAUCUCUAUAUGUAGUAUGUACUGCCCUUAUUUGUGUUUUUCCUGGUAAAUGUAAUUUUGUAUUUAAUCAUCUUAUUUUGCGUUGCAUACCUCUAUUACUCUAGAAUACCUUUCCUUACUAUAGGUACCUUCAUAAUAUCACAAUCAGUCUCAAUCUCUCUAACUAUGUUCUCUGUUAAAUUUUCCCUUAAGCCAUCAUUUUGAUUUCUUUGCCUUGUCUUUGUUGUUGUUGCUAUAAUAUUUUUUUACUUUAUUUUUAUGUAAACGUGGUUUAAAUCAGUGUGUUUCUUUCUUGUCUUGCUUAGUUUCAGUUUGGCCAAUCAUUUCUUGUUUGUACCGAAAAAGAAAUACUUUAUUUUUACUUCUUUGUCUUACUUUUAUUACUUCAUCUCGUUAUCAGCAGGUAUAAAAAUACUAUACACAACACACACAAUCCAUGUUAAUGUUUUUAGUAAAUUUUUAUGUAAAUUGUUUACCCCAGUGUGUUUGUCUUAAUUCUUUGAAAAUGAUUCAUGUUGUGUGAUUUUCAUCAUUCCACUUUUUGGUUUAUUUUGUUAGUUAUGCAGUUAGACAGACAGACGUACAGGAAAUUGCUGAAAUGUUACAGAUUUAUAAUUGUUUGAAAAAGAACUAAGAUUUCUUAAGUCUGAAUGGAAAAUUUGAAUUUAGGGUUUCUGUUACAACAUUAACUGGCUAAAAAAAAAAUCACAAAUAGGCAGACUGAUUUUUUGUAUAAAUUAUUCAUAUUUUCAUGUGA
Messenger RNA from Calliphora vicina (urban bluebottle blowfly), 1813 nucleotides. RefSeq lists its product as uncharacterized. The record is from RefSeq and is a predicted model, not a curated record. The coding region runs from base 265 to 687 and encodes 140 amino acids. NCBI's taxonomy places the organism in Eukaryota, Metazoa, Arthropoda, Insecta, Diptera, Calliphoridae. The transcript is spliced from 2 exons.